AUGAAUGCAGGAGAGAAAACCAUUUUCCAAGAGUUUCUGACAAACCAGGGCACCGUGGUAAAGCCCUGCUGGUGGCAGAGACAGUGCCAUGCCUGUGCCAGGUGUCCCUUCCACAUCCGGACGGGGGAAGAAGCCAGAGUGCCAUACACAGAAUUUCACAGGCUCUUUGGCUCCCCACACAGGCCCACAGCGACUCCCCAAAACAGGCACCUUCUCUUCUACGAACUGAGGAGCUUCUCGGGCAGAGUCCUGCAGAAAGGCCACGCCACAAACUGCACUGCCCGAGCCAAGCACCCCGAGGCUGUGCUGUUCGAGGCGGGCGGGUACCUGGACGCAGCCGCAGCCACCUGUGAAAGCAUCAGGAGCAUCAUCCUCUACUCGAACCUCUCCCCCUGUGACGAGGCUCAGCACUGCUGCUUAAGGAAAAUGUACAACUUCCUGCUGAGACACCCACACAUCACGCUCUGCAUCUAUUUCUCCCAGCUCUGUCACACCGGGAGCGGUUCUCCCUGUGCCGGGGGCAAUGCCAGGGCUCUGCGGAGCCUCCGCAGCCUCUGGCCUCGGGUGACCCUGCAGAGGCUGCCAGAGGGGGCCCAGCAGUACCUGCUUCGCCACUUCGUGUGUGGCAUCAGAGGGGCGACCCCUCGUCACCGAGUGCUGCCAGCAGGAGCCUCAGCAGGUCGACAAAACCCACAUCAAAUUAACUUAACAGGAGCGAAAACGUAUUUUAGGGAAGCCUUUCCCCAGGGAAUGGAGGGGAACCUGGCUGUACAGCAGAAUUUAAAGGCCUUUGCCUCUCCCAGCCCGGCCUCCCGACAGCCUUUCCCAGCCAUGAAAGGCACUCUGCUCCCUCCAAUGUCUCCAAGCCAUGUGCUUUUCCCAAGUGUGUUUCUGCCCUCUCAGAGGAAACAGCUAUACCUCAGACCCAUAAAUAUUGUAAGGCAUUUAAAAAUGCCAAAGGAAUGACUCAGUGGAACUCCUCAUUCUGACAUGUUUUCCCGUGGCAUGCACCUCUUCUGA
Messenger RNA from Manacus vitellinus (golden-collared manakin), 1020 nucleotides. It is a transcript of the gene APOBEC4, whose product is annotated as apolipoprotein B mRNA editing enzyme catalytic polypeptide like 4. The transcript has a single exon. The record is from RefSeq and is a predicted model, not a curated record. Lineage: Eukaryota; Metazoa; Chordata; Aves; Passeriformes; Pipridae.